This is a messenger RNA of Auanema sp. JU1783, 4458 nucleotides long. The record is from the annotation of a GenBank genome assembly. NCBI's taxonomy places the organism in Eukaryota, Metazoa, Nematoda, Chromadorea, Rhabditida, Rhabditidae.
AUGAAUAUCCGGCUGACGUUGAUGUCAGCCGUUUUUCUGGCCAGUAUGUGCCUUCUCAUUUCUGCUGAUUGUCCACCAAACACUUUUACUUGUAAGGAUGGAACAUGUAUUCCAGAAGAUUGGGUUGGAGAUGGAGAACCAGAUUGUGACGAUAGAUCAGAUGAAACGGGAGCAGCAGUUCAUCGUCAUCAUACUGAAGAUCCAUUCGAUGAAAUUAUUACACAAUCACCGACGACUUCUCGUCCGGAAGUAAUUGAGACGGAUAAAAAAGAAAAUGAACAGACUGAAGAGGAAAAUAUCCCAUUGACCUCAGAAUCGUUGGACAGCACCAGUGGAAGUACUGUAGACAGUACUGUUGACAGUACCUUCGAAAGCCCUUCUGAGAUUACUGAAAGCAGAACAUCAUCAUCUGCAGCUACAACAUCGGAACACGAUUCUGCAUGUCCAUAUGAACAUCAAAUUCGAAUCGAUGAAUGCUCAGAGCCCAUUCUUCUGUUCCUCCAUGAAAUUAAUGAUAUUUACUUCGAGAACUCGUCUUUCUUGGCUAACAAAGAGAUGCAAUCUAAAGUUGAAAAAGGAUGUUCUUUGAUGGAGGAAUAUAACAUCUGUAUUCAAGGAGCUUCACCUGCUUGUCAACCAGAUGCGGGAGUUUUAGCAUGGCGAGAUGUCGAAGUUUAUGCCUGUCAGCUUGUACUCCCAACUGCUCGUGAGUAUGAAAGCUGUUUCGGUGUUGGAAGAGAUACUCAAUGUUACGUUAGAUUCGAUGAAACUGCUUCACCUUUCUGUCGGCUAGUGUCUUCCAUUGCUCAAGACGUCGAGUGUAUUCAAAAAUUCUCGAGCAAGUGCAGCCAAGAUGCUUUGGAAAUGCUCCCACCUGUUCUGGAAGAAUCUGAACAUAUCACAUCUUCUAUUCGCUGCCCAGCGGUUCCAGCAACUGACACACCUGUAGCCACUGUUCCACCUGUUCCAGUUAUUGACGAAGAUGAAGCUCGCUCAACUCCAACUGCUAGUACAACCCAAACUGUGGGAACAACAAAAUCCAAAGAAUUAUCUAUCAACAUGGCUGAUGCUGUUAACUCAUUGUAUUACAUCUAUGAUAUCUGUUCAUCAGAUUAUUCUAAAUCACCUUUCAAACCUGUGGCUGCUAAGAUUUGUGAGAUGCAAGACGAAAUUGCCAAACAUUCGGACUGCUUCCAAGCCACUCUAGAGAAAGAGAAAUGUAAUAUCAGAGAAGUGAAAAGCGAAUGCGAAGCUUUGGAAGCUUUCAACUCCAACCUCGAUUGUGCAAUUGUCACCAUGAACGAUGCUUGUGAAGUUAAUAGUCAGAACAUGGUUAUUGACUUGCAAGAAAAAAUCAAUGACGUUAUUAUCGAACACAAAUGUUUCAAUGAGCAAGAGAAAUCAGAGAAAUCUUCAGAAACCACUGUUGACGAUGGAGAGUUCCAUCUGAAGUCUAGUCUUCCUCGUUGCGCUGAUGAACAAGAGAAUUCUGCUUUAGCUUGCUUGGUCGAACUCAUUGAGAUCAAUAAGCAAUUGUCUCAAUUCCAAAAUUUGAACUUCUUACUCGAAGUUGCCACCCCUAACUCUACUGUCGUCGCCAACAUCUGCGAACAAUACACUCGUUACGAAACUUGCCUUCAAGCCAACGUUUUCAAAAACUCAAAGAGGUGCUCAUUCUCAUCUCCUCUCAAUACUUUAGCCAGAAUUGGUUUGUCACCUAUCUGUGCCCUUGACUCCCGACCACUUCUUGCCAAGCACAGAAGUUGCCUCCAGGAACUAUCCGCUAAGAGCAACCAGAACACUAACUGUCAAAGUGGACUCUCCAACCUUGGCAAUAGUGUGAACAUGAUGCUCCAGGGAAUUCAUGGAGAAGCUCUCUUAUGUAAAUCAUUCUACCUUAUUCGCGAUACAUUCAGUUGCGGUGAGAUGGCCGUCGAAAAAACUUGUGAUGCCCAAGCCCUCAUGGAUUUGAGAAAAUUGAAGACUGAUAUGACAACACUUGGAGAAGAGGAGGGAUGUCCAACAGAGAUUCCAGCCAACCUUGACGAAAUCAUCGCUCGCCCAGUCAAGAGACCUGAUCCAAUUGUGCCAAUUGUUCCAAAAGCUCGCCCAUUGGCUUCUUCAACAAAUCCUCCAAUGCCACCUCCACCUCCUCGUGCUGCACCAGCUCCAGCUUGCAGUCCAGAUCAACAGAAGAAGUUCGAAAGCUGUGUUAAGCCUUUGACUGCUUUCCAACCACAUCCUUUAUCUGUUAUCAAGAUGCCAAGACAGAUUGAUGAGGCUUGCGCUGCAUUUGCUGAAUUCAAGGAGUGCUCAUCUGAAGUUCCUUGCCAUCCAUUAUGGGCUAAGGGAAUGACCGCCAUGUUUGAAUACGCUUGUGGUGAAGGAGCAGAAGAAUACAAAGAGAUUCGUCAAUGCUUAAGAAAAACUUCUCAAGGACCUAUCGUUUCUACCUGUGUUGGUAACUUCUCUCGUGGAGCACCAACUCAAGCUUGCCUUUCUGCUAACAAAUUGCUCAGUUGUUCGAUCUCUACUAUUCAAACUGAGUGUGGAGAGAGUGCUUCUAAAUGGAUCACAAGCUAUGUUACCAAGUUCGCAACAGCAAUUGAUAACCGCUGUAAACUUGCCAGUCAAUUACCUGUUGGUAAGAUUGUUGGAGUUGGAUGUAGUGCAGAAGAGGAAGCUAUAAUUGAACACUGUGGAGCUCCACUCAACGAUAUUGGAUCACGAAUGGAGGAACUAUUCCAAGGUGGAUUACAAUCCAUGAUCAAGAACAUCAAUGGAUUGGCUCCUGUGUUUGCUGGAGGAUGUAACCUUACAGAUGAGUUCAGAACAUGUGCUUCUUUCCUUCUCGCUGGAAGAUCUCCUUGCGUCGUAUCCAGUUGUAUGAUCCAAGCUGGAAAUGGUAUCUGCGAUCAACCUGAUCCAGCCAAGGCUAUUGAUGAGAACUUAAGUUGUGUAUUCGGUCAGAUUCAAGAACCAACUUUUGCUAAAUGUAUCCGUACAACCAUCUCAACUGUUAAACAGUUCACUUUAACUUCGUUCAGAAACGUACUUCCCAAGUUUGUUGACUGUACUGAAGAGAUAGUCAAAGAGAAAUGUGGAGAGACUCCAAUUAAUGUAUUGAGAGCUAUGUCUUCCCCAGAUCUCUGCCCAAUCGCUGCUUCACCAAUCGUCCCAUUGUCAGUUUCACGCCCAACACCAAUUAAGGUCGAACCUAAGUUACCUGUUUGUACCGAAGAAAAGAGAGCUUCUUAUGAAGAAUGUACUAGACCAUUCUAUUCCAAAUAUAGAAUGCUUCCUACAGUUUUGAUCAACGAAGUUGAUAACAUGGAUCAAAUCUGUGAAGAAGUAUUGAAAAUGGAUGGAUGCUCCGUUUCUACCCGCGUUUGUGCAUCACCAGAACAGCUUGCUCUGAAGAAGAUGAUGCAGAAAGUAUGCAGCACUAAAUCAGCUUUCGACCAAUACAAGGUCUGCUUGAAGGCAGUUGCCACCAGCCCAUUGGGAGCUUCUUGCAUGUCUGAGUACAUCUCCUCUCCUCCAGCUACCCGUUGUGAUUCACUCACCAAUGCUGCCAAGUGUAUGGCUAAGGAUGUCAUGUCUAAAUGCGGAGAGGCUGCCCUUGAAUAUUCUUACAACGCUAUGGCUGAUUUCGCUAAAUCCAGCGAUGGUACAUGCAUGAUUUCUACUCCAACAGUUGACCUUCUCACUGGUUGCUCUGAAGAUGAUGUUGUUGAGUUCUUGGACUGUGAAGCUUCUCUUGAUAUUUACAGCUUCAGACCAAUCUCCAUCAUUGCUGAUGGUAACCAACUCGAAUCCUUCUGCCAAGCUUUCAACACCAAAUACAGACCAUGUAUUGACAAGAUGAAAUGCAAGUUUGAACCCGUAAGCUCAACGAAUGUCAUGCUAAUGGAUAGUAUUUGCAAUAAGCCAGUAACAAAGAAAGAUCAAACUCAAUACGGAAAGUGUUUGUCCGAUUACACAAACUCGGUUACUGGUAGAAAAUGUAUCGAAAAGAUCGGAGCUGUUGACCCAUUAUCAAAGGAAGCUACAGUAGAUAUGUGUCCAGUUUUGAACGACAUUUUGAACUGCGCUUCUGAGGAAUUAGAAGAGAAGUGUGGUUAUGAUGCCUUACUCCACGUCUACGGAUUACAUAUUCAAUGGGCUCAAUCUUACAACUCAACAUGUGUUAUCACAUCUCCUCAAUCAAAGGAUGAUCCUUCAAACAUUUUGGAAGAGUCGAGAGAUGCUACUCCUCAAGUUGUUAUUAAGGACGAUACCACCCCAGCUUCCACCAGCAUGGAUACAGAACGUCCAACAACAACACAUCCAAAGGAUAUCACAACAACCUUAACAUCUACUACAACAACAACUACAACUGAGCCAAUCAAGGAAAGUUCUUGCAUAUCAGUUGUUAAUGUACUUCUCGUUGCCGUAUUCACAAGAUAUAUCUUGUGA